Messenger RNA from Aspergillus nidulans FGSC A4, 1007 nucleotides. RefSeq lists its product as uncharacterized. The transcript has a single exon. The coding region runs from base 154 to 741 and encodes 195 amino acids. Lineage: Eukaryota; Fungi; Ascomycota; Eurotiomycetes; Eurotiales; Aspergillaceae. The record is from RefSeq and is a predicted model, not a curated record.
CUCAACUGAACUGUCUCAUCCAACUUUUCAUAACCACAGUUCCUGAGGACCCAAGAUUGCUUAGGGUUAUAAAGUUUCUCUGCUCCUCCUUCAGUUCCUGACUAAUUUCAUAUUAUUUGUUGUUGAACAUUACUUCAACUCACUGUCAACACAAUGCAUACCUCUGCCGUCCUUUCCUUGGCUCUCGCCCUCACCUCCAACGCAUUUCCUCUGAGUCAUCCUACCUUCAACACCACAGUUCAGCGCCGAAGCGCUGACUACGAUGUGGUCAACGUUGGUGGUCUUCCGGACACUCCUCAACCUGCCCCCUCGGCUUCAACCAUCACCCAAACCGUGACUGCGCCGGGUGCUCCUCCACAAACAGUGACAGUGACGAUAUCCCAAACACCAACAACUCCGUCGCCUUCGUCGUCGGCGAUAUGGGGCGCUGGGACUGGCGUUCCGUACAGCAGCUCGGCUAUCCUCCCGGCUGUGACUCCAGUCCCGGGAGAAGAAGUUCAAGACGAAGAAGAAACCGCCACGGGAGCAAUUGACAGACUUGCGCGCGCCUUUGGAAGGUCUAUGAACUCUCAUCUACGGGCUCGUACCAGCAACGAGACUGCGGCUUAUCCUCGUUUCGAUGCUCGUGGUCUCAAUGAGACUGGGAGUGUUCACGUCUCUCGUGGUCUGCUCAACUCCACUGAACUUGUUACCUCGAGUCGCAAGGCUAGGAGUCUGAACAGCACUGCUCUGAGGGGCUGAGAUGACAUCAGGAGACUCAUUGGGUGUUUUGCUCGGUUUCUUCUGUGUCGUUUUUACUACAACUUUGGCUGCUACCUUUUAUGACAUAACGGGUUCAAGAUCAACUUUUCAAUGGCUUGAACGAUGAUGACGAGACUGGGAUAAUGAUGUAACUGACCAGAAGAUGGGUGCCGGCGUUUUCGAGAUUUGAUGGCCCCUCAUGCAUCGGUUGAUUAUUUGUUUUUAUAAGUAUAGAUAUAGAUUGGAAAUAGAUUGGUCGUACUUUC